Messenger RNA from Solanum verrucosum, 477 nucleotides. Its product is annotated as F-box protein PP2-B10-like. The transcript has 2 exons. The record is from RefSeq and is a predicted model, not a curated record. Lineage: Eukaryota; Viridiplantae; Streptophyta; Magnoliopsida; Solanales; Solanaceae. Bases 1 to 477 code for a protein of 158 amino acids.
AUGGUGAAGAGAGAAGAUUACACCAAGGAAGGGACCAGAAGAAUCAACAUCAAAGAAUCUAGCGAGCCAGCAAGAAGAUUCUCAGAAGUGGCAUAUCUUGGCUUUCCAUAUUGGUUGGAUAUUUGUGGAAGAAUAGGAACAAACGUAUUGUCACCAAACACAUAUUAUGUUGCUUAUUUGGUGUUCAAAGUGGUAGAUUUGUACCGUAGACUUGAAUCUAUUGAUUCACCUAUUAUGUUAGUUAGUGAUAAGAAUGAAACUGUGACUGAAGAACAAACCAACAUUGUGAGGCUUGCAGCAUUAUUUCCCAAACUGAGAGGAGAUGGUUGGAUGGAAAUAGAAUUGGGAAAUUUUAAUAGCAAGGAAAGUAGUGAUGGCCCUGUUGUAGAUAGAUUGAUUGGGGUUAAACGUGUUGAUUUCAAAAUAAGUGGCCUCAUCAUUGAAGGAAUUGAGUUUCGUCCUAAAAUAAUCGAAUAA